Molecule: messenger RNA, 1249 nt
Organism: Ziziphus jujuba (common jujube)
Lineage: Eukaryota; Viridiplantae; Streptophyta; Magnoliopsida; Rosales; Rhamnaceae
Product: GATA transcription factor 16
Exons: 3
Coding region: 415-918 (167 amino acids)
Biological process (GO): regulation of DNA-templated transcription
Molecular function (GO): zinc ion binding; sequence-specific DNA binding
Source: RefSeq, a predicted model, not a curated record
UUUCAGUCGGUCUCUCUUUCUUCUCUGUUUUCACUGUCCAACCUUUUUUUUUUGCUCUCUGAAACAAUUUUUUUUUUUUUAAAAAAAAAAUCCUUUGCAUGUCGGUUCCUUAUUAAGAACCGCAUUUGGUUUUUCUCUGUGCCUUUCCAUUUCUCUGUUUUUGCGCUUUGGGGUUCUUUCAUUUCUCUGUUUCUCUCUCUCUCUCUCUCUCUCGCUCCCGCUCUACUCUGUUUCCUUUUCUUUUUUUUUCUUUUUUUGUUUUUUUGGUUUUUCAGCUCUCUCUUUUUUUUCUCUGCUCUCUUCUAGAAAUGAUUGGGGUUUUUCAGUCUUUCAUUGUUUCUUUAAGUGCCCAUUAGUCCAUUUUAUCUAUCGCUCUUUCUCUCACUCUUUUUGAGAUUCUGGAGGAGUUAAUUAAUGGGAAUGAUGGAUCUGAGGAAGAAGAAAUCAUUGCCAGAGGGAAUGAAUGAGAACAACGAGAAAUGUUGUACUGAUUGCAAAACCACCAAGACACCCUUGUGGAGAGGAGGUCCAGCUGGGCCUAAGACACUUUGCAAUGCUUGCGGGAUCAGACACAGGAAGAAGAGGAUUCCGGUGGUGCGUUUGAGCAAUAGAACUGAGAGAAAGAGAGAGAGACUUACAUGUAGUCAUGGUAACACCAAAACAAGCAGUGCUACCACCACUACCACCACCACCACCACCCCCACCCUCACCAUCGGCCCCACAAGCUCUGAUGAAAAUGGUGGGAGGGAUUCAAGCGAGUCUUUGAAAGCUCGGAUAAUGGCGUUGGGGAUGGACGUUUUUCUGCAAAGCUCAUCGGUGGUGAAGAAACAGAGGUGGCAGAAGAGGAGGAAACUGGGAGAAGAAGAACAAGCUGCUGUUUCAUUGAUGGCACUGUCUUGCGGCUCCGUUUUCGCUUAAGGAAAAUGACAAAAAUUUAAAAAAAAUAUAUUGAAAAAAAAGUGAAAAAGGAACAUAAUAUUUUAGAAAGAAAACAAAACCCUAACCAACCAAAUAGCUCUCAUUUUCUUCUAGGUUUUUUAGGUUUUCCUAAUCUUAAUUAAAAAAGAAAAAUGAUACACCCUUUGUAUGUAUUUUUGAGGGAGUCUAUAGUCUAUGUAAGAAAAAAUCGGGAAAGUCAAUGUAAUUGAGAUGGAUGGUUUGGAUAGAGUGACAUUCCUUGUUUGAAUUAAAUAUUGUACAUAUUUUUGGAAAGUCAAUGAAAUAGUGAUGGAUGGUUUGGAUACAGUGA